CUGAUGCUUUCACGUGCGGUUGUUGUACUACUACAGCUUACAAGAGACAGGCUCAGGAUGUUUAGGUCACUAGGCUUAAAGCCUCUUGCGAGGCUUAGCAGUGGCCGAUGUGUUCCACAGCCAAACUUGUUCAACUCUUGUGUUGGCCGGAGCUUCUCAUCCACUGUUCGCCAAUAUCAAAAUGCUACAGAUAUUGAUGAGAUAUUCAAGAAUGAGAACCAGAAAGAGAGUGAGAGACAAUGGUCAACACCAUUAGCCAAGCAGCUCUUUGCUGCUAUAUCAACAACUGGACCUGUUCCGUUGGCCAGUUACAUGCGCAUGUGCUUGACUGGAGAUAUUGGAGGCUACUACACUGGAGCCAUUGGUGAAGGCCGGGAUCAGUUUGGCACAAAAGGAGAUUUUGUUACAUCACCAGAGAUUUCGCAAAUUUUUGGUGAACUUAUCGGUAUCUGGUUCAUCGCUGAAUGGAUCAGCCAAGGUCGACCUAAAGAGGGCGUCCAACUCAUCGAGGUUGGGCCUGGUCGUGGUACUCUUAUGGAUGAUAUGCUUCGAGUAUGUGACAUUCAUUGGUUGAGCUUGAAAGACUCACUAACUUGA
Molecule: messenger RNA, 597 nt
Organism: Fusarium odoratissimum NRRL 54006
Lineage: Eukaryota; Fungi; Ascomycota; Sordariomycetes; Hypocreales; Nectriaceae
Exons: 3
Coding region: 4-597 (197 amino acids)
Biological process (GO): mitochondrial respiratory chain complex I assembly
Cellular component (GO): mitochondrion
Molecular function (GO): protein-arginine omega-N symmetric methyltransferase activity
Source: RefSeq, a predicted model, not a curated record